Molecule: messenger RNA, 440 nt
Organism: Colletotrichum phormii
Lineage: Eukaryota; Fungi; Ascomycota; Sordariomycetes; Glomerellales; Glomerellaceae
Exons: 1
Coding region: 16-378 (120 amino acids)
Molecular function (GO): oxidoreductase activity
Source: RefSeq, a predicted model, not a curated record
UAACACUCAAGCACAAUGUCUAGAGUCCGUCCUUCUCUCCAAGAUGUGUGCGACAGAUACUCGUCUGGCGAGGAUCGCACUACCUUGGAGAACAUCAUUAGAGCUUUCAGAAGGCUCCAGCAACUUGACCCAAGUAAUGAAGACUCCUUCUUCACCAUAGCUGGCUAUCAUGGAGAGCCUUGGAUGAAGGAAAAUCCGUAUCCGGGCGGAUCAACUUACGACGACUGGCGAGGAGGGUACUGCCAACAUCAAACCGUUUUGUUCCACACUUGGCAUCGCGCAUACCUCCUUCGCCUUGAAGACGCCAUACGUCGAUCUGUUCCUGAUGCUCCAGAUCUGGCUUUGCCAUUCCUGGAUGAGUGCCGGCCCUUCGACUAGAACACCCCUCUUCCCUGGAUUCUUACCGCUCCUACAUUCGAUCUUGACGGAGACAACAACCC